UCUCUCUCUCUCUCACACUCCCCUAAAACCCGUUUCAAUGUUUCUUUCAAUUUCUCAUUCAUUGUCUCUUUCUCGCUCUAAAACCUCGAAUUUAGAAACAAACAACACUUUGUUUCUGCACGGAGAAAAAAAACAACAACAACAACAACCCACUCAUUCACCGCUUCAACUUCUAGGUUUUGGUUCAAUUCCCACAUUUUUCUGCUUCUCAGAGACCGAGUUUGAAGGCAAGCAUUGUUUUGGGGUUAGAAUUGAAUGGGUGUUUUAUGCACUUGUUUUUAGCUUUGUUUUGGUUUGAUCCUGAUAUAGUGUGUUUGCUGAGUUAGGGUUUUGUGAGACAUGAGGGAGGGGCUGAGAUCUCGGUCGAGACCAGGGAAGGGUUCUGGUGGUGGAGGGGUUGUUCAGAAGAAAAGGGUUGGUGUUAAGGCUGAACCUUUUGACUUGGGUGGUGAAGGUUUAGGGGAUUCGAGCUUAAUGGUUGAGAAGAAGGGUGGGGUUGAAGAGCUUGACUUGGAUUUGAAACUGGGGGGUGGGAGUGGUAAUGUUGAACCAGCUGAGAAUGGGGACGAUAGGGUUUUUUUAAGUGGCGGGGGUAGCAUUGAAGAAGCUGAUGUUGAUAGGAAGGGGGAUGAGGUGUUGGUUGAGGGCGGAGUUGAAUGUGGCGGGAAAGAAGAGCGUGACUUGGAUUUGAAUGUGAGUGGCGGGAGUGGUGAUGUUGACUCAGCUGAGAAUGGGAACGAUAGGAGUUGUUUCAGUAGUGGGGGCAGCAUUGAAGAAGCUGACGUUGGUAGGAAGGGGAAUGGAGUGUUGGUUGGGGGUCGAGUGCUGCGCUCGAGGUCCAAGAGGGGAGAUGAUAAAAUAUCAUAUAAGGAAGAUAAUGAUGAUGUCUUUUCUGGGAGUGACAGAGAAUGUGGUGGGUUUGAAAGGGUAAAAGUUAAGGAGGAGUCUGAAGGAACUGAUGAAUUAUUGGGUGGUGGUGAGGAUCAAAGGGUUAUGGUAACAAAGGGAGGGCAUGACAAGGUGAAAUUGAAACGGAAGCGGGGGAGGCCUCCGAAAACUGAGUCGAAAGAGCAAAAGCAAGAGCAGUUAGUUGAUCGGUUGACACGUAAGCGUGGGCAUAAGCGUAAGCGUGGAAGACCCCCCAAGGUUGACCAUCAAAACGAUCUCUUGACAGUGGUGCAUAAUGAUAAAGAAAAGGCAGGCCUUGUAGAACAUGAAGAAGAUUUAACUAUAGGAGAUGGUGCAAAUGUGAAUGCCAUAGAUGAUAUGUGCUCAGAGAGAUCUUCUGGUAAAGAGUUAGAAGAACAGGGAUUUUCUCCUGUCAACAAGAAUAAAGUGGUAAAGGUUUUGAAAAAUGAUAAAAAUGGGGUGACCUCACCGUUAAGAUCAGAUAAUGUGAAGGGAACUGAUGCUAAUAAAAGGCAAAAGAGUAAAGAAAAGCAGUUAGUCAGGGAUAAAAUAAUGGAGCGGUUGUCAUCUGCUGGCUGGACUGUGGACUUUAGACCUAGAAAUGGCAGAGGUUAUGAUGAUUCGGUUUAUGUCAGUCCAGAUGGGAAGACACAUUGGUCAAUCACCUUGGCCUACAAUAGGCUCAAAAUGCUUUAUGAAGCUGGUGAUGGUGAAGGGAAAGUCUACGGGCCAGGUUUCAAAUUUACACCAAUACCAGAGGAGGAAAUCAAUUCACUAACCAGAAUAGUUACCAAGACAAGAAAUGAUAAGUCCAAGCCAAGAAAAGAUAAAUCUGGGCCACUUGGGCGAAAGGGUGGAAAGACAGUUGAUGGAGUCAAUAGAAAACAGAAAAAGGAAAAACCAGGUUCUGGUGCAGUGAAGGGGAAAAUGAAAAGAAAACGGUCACUUCUUGAGGAGGGGAAAACAAGUGUUGUGGUCAGGGAUCAUAAGCGACACAAGACACAAAACAAGAAGCGAUGUGGUCUGUUGGUUCGCAAUGCUAAGGAAGAGGUAGAUUCAGAAACUGAUGGAUAUGUUCCAUACAGUGGUAAAAGAACUUUGCUUGCCUGGAUGAUUGAUUCGGGCACAGUCCUCCAGAAUGGGAAGGUCCAUUAUGUUCAACCUGGACGGAAAUUUGAUGGUAAGAUCACAGGAGAUGGCAUUCAUUGUGGCUGCUGCAAUAAGAUUCUAACAAUUUCAGACUUUGAAGCUCAUGCAGAAAGCAAAAACUUUGAUCCUCUUAAAAAUAUAUAUAUAGAGGAAGGAAUUUCUCUCUUGCAGUGCCUGCAAGAUUCAUGGAAUAAACAAGAUGAAUCUGAACGUAAAGGUUUUCGUUUAGUUGAUAUUGCCGGUGAAGAUCCAAAUGAUGAUACAUGCGGUCUCUGUGGAGAUGGUGGAGACCUGAUCUGUUGUGAUGGUUGCCCAUCAACUUUUCAUCAAAGCUGCUUGGAUAUAAAAAAGUUCCCAUCUGGUGACUGGCACUGCAAUUAUUGCUGUUGCAAAUUUUGUGGGUUGAUUGGUGGAAGCUCAAAUCAAAGCGAGACCCAUGAUGAUUUUACUGUGUCUGCGUUACUCACAUGCCAUUUAUGCGAGGACAAAUAUCACAGAUCCUGUUUUGAGGCAAAUGGUGCUAUGACUCUUGAUUUGAGGGACACUUUUUGUGGAAGCAGAUGUCAAGAAUUAUCUGAGAGACUCGAAAUGCUUCUUGGGGUUAAACAUGAAAUUGAAGAUGGAUUUUCUUGGUCUUUUAUUCGGCGGUCGGAUGUGUGCUUUGAUGCUAGUCAGAUUAAACCUCAGAUUGUUGAAUGUAAUUCCAAGCUGGCUGUUGCAGUAUCAAUAAUGGAUGAGUGCUUCAUGCCAUAUGUCGAUCAUAGAAGUGGGAGUAAUCUGAUUCAUAGUAUUCUAUAUAAUUGUGGGUCAAACUUCAAACGUCUGAACUAUAGUGGGUUUGUUACUGCAAUUCUCGAGAGAGGUGAUGAGAUCAUCGCUGCUGCUUCCAUAAGGAUCCAUGGAAACCAACUUGCAGAGAUGCCAUUUAUUGGGACCCGCUAUAUGUAUAGGCGACAAGGAAUGUGCCGCCGGCUUCUUAAUGCCAUUGAAUCGGCACUCAGUUCUUUAAAUGUUGAGUUAUUGGUAAUACCUGCUAUCUCAGAGUUAAGAGAAACUUGGACCUCUGUUUUUGGGUUUGAGCCACUUGAAUCUACGAGCAAGCAAAUAACAAAGAACAUGAGUCUGUUGGUAUUCCCUCACGUAGAUAUGUUACAGAAGAAGAUAUCUAAGCACAAAUUUGAUGAUGAAAAUCUAAUUACUACAGAAGUUUCCAAUUUUAAGAAGAAUCAUACUACAUCUAUGGCAGCAAAUAGGGAUGGAGUGGGCUCAUCCGGUUCUGAUUUGAUCAAUUCUACUGGGAUCCCUCUCUCUGUCACUUGUCAAGUUGUAUGCCCGGCAGUUCAGGGAAAUUGGGCUGGGGAUGACAAAAGUACUGCAAAUGCCUGUGAAUAUGUGACUGAUUCUUGUUGCCAAUCUGAAGAUACAAGUAGAUGUAAGAAUACUAGUUGCACUUGCAUGUUACUGAGCCAUGACGAGAAGCCAAUAGAUUUGAACAGUGUUCCUGACAAGGAAAGGCAUUGUCUCAGUUUGUGUCAUGUCACUGAAGCUCCUGAAGGACAUCAAGUUGGUGCUUUGUUGGAGGUUACUGAAAACUUUCCAUGUGAGGUCAAAGUAUCGUGUGAAGUCUUAAAAAACAGUGUUGAAAAUCCUGCACCUUGUGGCGCAGAAAGCAUUCCUACUGACUCUCCAGCUGUUUUCACGACAAGGGAAUCAAAAGAUUCUGCUGACACUAUUCAGCAUGGUUCACAUGAGAUUUCUGAUAGUCGUGAACUGAGAAGUAAGGCUUGUGUUCAACCGGACUUUAUAGGAUCAGAAGUACUUGGUGAACCUGUCGAUGAUUGUGGCUCUCAUUCUAUACCCAAUGGUGAAGAAGAUUCUAGUGUUGUUAGCACGUCAAAUGCAGAAGAAGUAGAAUUAUGUUCUGCCAAAACAUCCGAGCUCCAAACAAACAUAAAUCUCAGAGAUUGCAAAUCCAUACCAGUAUCUUCAGGUGUUGGUGAGAAGAUUGCAGAUGGUGUCAAUGAGAGGGAUAGAGCAUCUAGUGUAGCUGAGGCCAAUAUCCUUACCUCCAAUGCUGACACUAUUCCUGACGAUCAGCCUGAGAUGAAAGAAUCUGCAGAGCUAGCUGAGCCUGAUUUGCAGGUUGAUCAAACUGCACGGAGCGACGCCCCAUCCUCGUGUCACCCUUCUUGUGGUAGUACUGAAAGGAGAGUUCUUUCAAACCAAGUCAGUUGAUUUUGUUCUUUCAUUUGUAAAGUUUAGUAGGUUAUCUGGUGGCGGUAUUCACUGACAAAAGGAAACUAGCAUUACAUUUUGAUCCCUCGGUCUUCACUUCAGGAGGUGAGAGCCCCCCCUGCUUAGUCGGGACGAGAGAUUUGUCUUUAUAGCAAUGUAAAACACAAAACAGAACAAAACAGGUAAUUAUUUAGGAUCUUACCUUGAGAAAAAGUUCUACGGAGGUUAGCACCAUUUUUUUGGAGGGAGGAUGGGAGGGUUGUGCAUUUUGUUACUCCCCAUGGUUAUUGUCAUUGUGAAGUAAAUGGAGUAGAACAAUACUUUUAUUAUAAUGGUAGCAUUUAUUUUCUAUC
Messenger RNA from Lotus japonicus, 4646 nucleotides. RefSeq lists its product as uncharacterized. The record is from RefSeq and is a predicted model, not a curated record. NCBI's taxonomy places the organism in Eukaryota, Viridiplantae, Streptophyta, Magnoliopsida, Fabales, Fabaceae. Gene Ontology annotation, molecular function: acyltransferase activity, transferring groups other than amino-acyl groups; DNA binding; transcription corepressor activity. Gene Ontology annotation, biological process: negative regulation of DNA-templated transcription. The transcript is spliced from 9 exons. Bases 340 to 4293 code for a protein of 1317 amino acids.